GAGCAACGAGCAAACCGGCCGUGGGACGCCGCUCCUGGACACCAAUCUCCAAAAAUUCCCCAUUCCGCCAUUCGACGCCGCGCCGCCCCCGAGCCCCCGUGCCCCCGUGCCGUCCGGCCGUCCGCGUCCGCCUCACAGGCUCACACCGUCGCCACUCGCCCCGCGUGCCGGUCUGCCGGAGCUCCCCGUCCGCGAGAGGCGAGACCGCGCUGCGCCGCUGCCGUGGCCGGUGGGGUAGUGGCGGAGCCGCGGAGAGACGGGAGAACCCGUAGAAAGGCCGCGCUGCCGGAGCUCCCCGUCCGACCGUCCGCGAGACCUCGCUGGCGCUGCCUUGGUGGAGGACUGGAUCCGGACUCUGGAGGUUCAAGGCGUCGCCGUCGCGGCCCCUCCAGGACUCGCCACUUUUCAGCUUCAUCAAUAGUCUGUCUCCGUUUCCUCCAUCUUCACUUCUCCUCACGACAAUUUACAUAAGGAACCGAGGCUUCCAAAGAAGUUUGCAUCUCGGAGGCUGGGGAAAUUUUAUGGUGUAUCCUGAUGAAGGAAAGCACCGUGCAAACUUUGCAUCUAGGGUGACCUUAUUUCCAACACAAUGGAUGGGCAACGAAGAAAGCACAGGAUAUUGAUGGUGUCUGACUUUUUCUUCCCAAACUUUGGUGGGAUAGAAAGCCACAUCUACUAUCUGUCGCAGUGCCUGCUUAAGCUCGGCCAUAAGGUUGUUGUCAUGACACAUGCGUAUGGAAACCGAUCUGGAGUACGAUAUGUCACAAAUGGUUUAAAGGUUUAUUAUGUACCAUGGAGACCAUUCCUGAUGCAGAAUACGCUGCCUACAUUAUUCUUGACAUUUCCAAUUGUAAGGACCAUUAUUAUUCGUGAGAAGAUUUCUAUCGUGCAUGGACAUCAGGCUUUUUCAACACUGUGCCAUGAAGCAUUGAUGCAUGCUAGGACGAUGGGGUACAAAGUUGUCUUCACAGAUCACUCACUUUAUGGUUUUGCUGAUGCUGGAAGCAUUCACAUGAAUAAGGUGCUGCAGUUUACUCUUUCUGAUAUUAAUCAGGCAAUAUGUGUCUCUCAUACAAGCAAAGAGAACACUGUCCUGAGGUCUGGGAUAUCUCCGGAGAAGGUUUUCAUGGUUCCUAAUGCAGUUGAUACUGCAAUGUUUACUCCCUCUCCCAAGCGUAUAAGCUGUGAUGAAAUAGUUAUUGUUGUGAUCAGUAGAUUAGUAUAUCGAAAAGGUGCAGACCUUCUUGUGGAAGUCAUUCCAGAAGUGUGUUGUCUAUUUCCCAAGGUACGCUUUAUUGUUGGAGGUGAUGGUCCAAAACGUGUGCGACUUGAAGAGAUGAGGGAGAAGUUCUCCCUUCAGGAUAAAGUUGAAAUGUUAGGAGCCGUGCCUCAUGACCAAGUGCGAUCAGUUCUGAUCUCUGGUCAUAUAUUUUUGAACAGUUCACUUACAGAGGCAUUUUGCAUAGCCAUUUUAGAAGCAGCGAGCUGUGGACUGUUGACUGUAAGCACUAGAGUUGGAGGUGUCCCAGAGGUUCUUCCAGAUGACAUGAUAGUACUCGCAGCACCAGCUCCAGAAGAUAUGGUAAGAGCUGUCAAGAAAGCUAUCGACAUGCUACCUAGCAUAGAUCCCCAAGUUAUGCAUCUUCGGAUCAAAAAACUGUAUAGUUGGGAUGAUGUGGCCAAAAGAACAGAGAUUGUUUAUGAUCGUGCAAUGCAGUCCUCAACAACUAAUAUGCUAGAUCGCCUUCCCCGAUAUCUCACAUGUGGAGCUUGGGCGGGAAAACUGUUUUGCCUGGUUAUGAUCAUCAAUUACCUACUGUGGCAACUUCUAAAAUUCCUACAGCCUGCUGAAGGUAUUGAAGAAGUCCCGGAUAUAGGGCCACUACAUGCUCAUUUAGAUUCAAGAGAUGAUUUGUGCGAAGCUCAAGAAAAGUGAAUUUAGAUUUUGCCAGAUUUUCAAACGGUUGGAGUUGCAGUCAUGGUAUCUUAUGCUUGUCAGCAUUAGCAUUCAUUCUGAUCCACGUACAGGGUAUACCUUUAUAAUUUGAUCCUACUAAGAAAUUUCCUUCGAAGUUUCUUGCUCCUAUAGUGGUAACUGAGAGUGGACCACCCCUCAUUUUGAAAUUUCUUGUCAUGUUGGUUAAAGCUGUGGUCUGAGUUUGUCAUAGCCAACUCCACUGUUUUUUCACGAUGUAAGUGGAUGGUCCACGUCCUUAUCUCCGGCAUUAACAUACACACAAGUAUUCAUUGGACCACGGAUAUGCACUCUUACCAUCAGAUUGAAGUUAUAGCCAGCUAUUGGCUCUUGGUGCGCACCAAAAGCAUCACAAAAUCAUUGAGAUUGAGUGUGGAUCACCAUGUUGUAAUAAUACAUUCUGAUAUCUUGCUUCAUGAUGCGAUCGGUCCAAUGAUCUGGUAGAUAUCUUUCAUGUCGCUGUGCCAAUGCGUCAUGCAAAAUAACUAUGUUUAUGUUGCGUGCAAGGCACAUCAGAAUGUGUAGUUUGGUUUAGUCUUCUGGUUAAUUCCCAUCAUUGAUGCAUGAACACAAGCUGCACGGCUGGAGCUGAUAAGGUGUAUCAAACGGUUCGUAAAUCGUAAGGCCCUGUUUUGUAACGCAUAAAUUUGAUCC
Messenger RNA from Phragmites australis (common reed), 2629 nucleotides. Its product is annotated as phosphatidylinositol N-acetylglucosaminyltransferase subunit A. Gene Ontology annotation, biological process: GPI anchor biosynthetic process. The transcript is spliced from 11 exons. The coding region runs from base 590 to 1936 and encodes 448 amino acids. Gene Ontology annotation, molecular function: phosphatidylinositol N-acetylglucosaminyltransferase activity. Lineage: Eukaryota; Viridiplantae; Streptophyta; Magnoliopsida; Poales; Poaceae. The record is from RefSeq and is a predicted model, not a curated record. Gene Ontology annotation, cellular component: glycosylphosphatidylinositol-N-acetylglucosaminyltransferase (GPI-GnT) complex.